This is a messenger RNA of Hylaeus anthracinus, 1182 nucleotides long. RefSeq names its product D-aspartate oxidase (gene Daao2). Lineage: Eukaryota; Metazoa; Arthropoda; Insecta; Hymenoptera; Colletidae. The record is from RefSeq and is a predicted model, not a curated record. The transcript is spliced from 7 exons. Gene Ontology annotation, molecular function: D-amino-acid oxidase activity; FAD binding. The coding region runs from base 103 to 1125 and encodes 340 amino acids.
GGAGAACGUCGCGAGUAGAUGGAUCCUCGCCACGGCGACAGACGGUCAUGCAGUUAGGCUGUUUCGACGUAGAAUCAUCAAGAUCUUGUCCAAGUGAAGAAAAUGCGAGUGGCAGUGGUGGGCGCCGGCGUUAUCGGCACGACGACCGCGUUCGCGGUGAAAACCGCUUUUCCGCGGCUCCAGGUGCACGUGUUGGCGGACCAAUUUUCACCGGACACCACUGGUGAUGGAAGUGCGGGCCUCUGGGGGCCUUAUCUCCUAGGGGACACUCCCAGCGAUAAAAUACUAGCCUGGGCUGGAGCCACGCACAGAUGGCUGGAAAACUUUUGGAAAAGCGGUCAAGCCUCGGAAACUGGAGUUUCCUUGGUUCCAGUUUGUCGCGUUACCAGCGACCCUAAAGGGUACAUCGAUUCCAGCUGGACCAAGUUGGUGUACGGUGCUCAUAAACUGACGGCGAAAGAACUUGAAAAACUGAACGAAGAGCACAAGUCGAACUACAAGGAAGGCUGGACGUUCGUGACGUUCACGAGCGAACCCGUCCGCUUGCUACCGUGGUUAAAAGAAAAAUUUCUAGGAUUGGGGGGAGAAGUUCGAAGAAGAAAGGUCCAUGCUCUGCACGAAUUGAUCGACGACGGCUACGAUUUGAUAAUAAAUUGCAGCGGCCUCGGCGCGCGUGAACUCGCCAACGAUAACACCCUUGUCCCUAUCAGGGGUCAAGUUGCCAGGGUGACAGCGUCGUGGGCGAUGCACGGACACCUGGUUGACGACGAGGAUUCGUAUUACAUAAUUCCAAACAUCGAUACUACGAUACUGGGUGGCACUCAUCAAGAGAACGAUUUCGAUUGCACUCCGCGAGAGGAGGACUCCAGGUCGAUUUACGACGGGUGCUGUCGAAUUAUGCCCGCACUCGAGGCGGUCACACCAUCGGAAGAGUGGGUGGGUCUUCGACCAGGACGACCCAGCGUUCGUCUCGAAGCCGAAGUACUUCGGUCUCCUCGGGGCAAAAAUUUCACGGUAAUACACAAUUAUGGACACGGCGGGAGCGGCGUGACGUUGAGCUGGGGUUGCGCGUUGGAUGUCGUGGCGAUCCUGCGGCAAACGUGGAGACCGAAUUCGAAUUUGUGAAAUCUCGGUUGUAAAUAUCCCGAUGUUCGAUAAACGAAUAAAAUUAACGUACACCAA